AUGACGUGUCUCGGUUGCCCCAUGUUGACGACAUUGUAUGUGGCACGACAUGCCCACCGUAUGAAUGCAAAUCAUUUUGGCGGAGGGAAUGUAAUCCCCCGUGAUCCACCGCUGACGGCGCGCGGCGAAGAACAGACAGGCGAGCUCUCAUCGUUCUUUGCGUCGUUGCCGGCAGAGGAGCAGCCGCAGUGGAUUGUGUGUUCACCGUAUACACGCUGUCUGCGCACAGCCAUGCCAGUAGCUGAGUGUCUCCAUAUUCCUGUUGGCGUUGAACCUGGACUAGCAGAGUGGUUUGCACCUGCUUUUCCUCAAGAUACGGGCGUGCAUCCUAGUCCACGCACAGGCGAACAUGUUGUGGACGAAUUUCCGACGAUCUCGCUGGCAUGGACACCGUUGUUAUACCCAGAUCCCCACGGGGAGACCAUUCCAGCGCUGCAUGAACGUAUGCGUGAAGUGAUGCGGCGCAUUGAAAAGCGAUGUGCUGCGUGGGGUAUUGAGCGGGUCCUCCUUGUAUCUCAUGCCGCCUCUAUUAUUGCAUUAGGCCGUAUGAUUCAGACGAUCGCUUCGUAUGAGGAUGUACGCGAGAUGCCUAUUCGUGCAGGCACGGCAAGUGUAAGCAAGUAUACCCGGGCUGGCAAUGUCUGGCACCAAGAGUACAAUGGCGCUACCUCUUUUCUGCUGCAUGGCGAAGAACGCGCCUGGGAUUUCUCGUUUGUGCCUGACAACAAUACAGAGCCAGGUAUGGGACCCGACUGGCAUGAUCCAUUUACGCCAUCGGACGACUCACUGGUGUUCCGAGCUAAACUGUAG
Molecule: messenger RNA, 810 nt
Organism: Malassezia pachydermatis
Lineage: Eukaryota; Fungi; Basidiomycota; Malasseziomycetes; Malasseziales; Malasseziaceae
Exons: 1
Coding region: 1-810 (269 amino acids)
Source: RefSeq, a predicted model, not a curated record